This is a messenger RNA of Blastocystis hominis, 1515 nucleotides long. RefSeq lists its product as hypothetical. Lineage: Eukaryota; Bigyra; Opalinata; Blastocystidae. The transcript has a single exon. The record is from RefSeq and is a predicted model, not a curated record. The coding region runs from base 1 to 1515 and encodes 504 amino acids.
AUGCUCUUAUGGACUAGCUGCUUUCUUUUGUUUGUUUGUUUGAAUCGGAAGUGGACCGUUUUCGAAUUUACAUUCAAAUUCUCUGCCUGGCAGGAAUAUAUCCUAGAGCCCGAAAACAUAAAACAAACCAAUUCUCCACCUGUACAAAAAUGGGGGUUUCACCAGACUUUAACGAAAAGAAAACCAUCAAAUCAGAAUAGAAUGGGUUCAAAACGUAUCGUGGGUUUGGAUUUAGUGAAGGGAAUUGCUAUCCUCAUGAUGAUUAUAGUUCAUUCGGUUACGCAAGUAAUCGCUGAUUAUGAUGGAAAAGUGUUCUUUAGUGUGAAGGAUAAGAUUCCCCUGCCUAUUCUUUACUGUGUUGUGUACCCUAUUAUGAUUAUUGGUCUGUGGGGUACAGUUUUCACCAUGAUUACGGCUAUUACCACUUCCCUAAGCGCAAUUCGGAUCAUGGACAACAAUCCACGAGCUAUAUUCCCGUAUAUUCUUCAACGAUGGUUGUUCCUCGUUUUGCUUCGUCUUGGAGAGUGCCUGGCUAAUGCGUUUUUAUCAAAGGAGGCCGACCCAUACAAUAAUGAGCAUUUUACCUUCCCUAGUAUUACGUUUGGAGGAGCGGCUACGACUUUGGACUCGAUCGGAUGGUCCGGUCUAAUUGCUCCAUUCUUUGUUUUCUGUUUCUACCGUCGGCAGCUGAAAAGCUCCAUUCCUUGGACCAUUAUCCUGUUCUCUGUUUUAUCCUAUCUCUUGUUUGCAAUCAGUCCGUUUACUACCAAAUUCUUUGCUACCAUCUCUGAUUUUUUGGCUCGCAACCAAAUGGGCCUUCUGGCAGCCGUUCUAGGGAAAAUCUGCUAUGGACGGUUCAAGAUCUCCCAGACAAUUCCGUUUACGAGCAUCGGAACGAUGUAUGCGUUCCUUCUGCAUCAAAACCAGUCGGUUCAGUUCCUUACCAUGCUGAGUUCCAUAUACUUUGUCCUGGGCAUCGGGAUCUUUUUUGUUUGGUUAUUAAUCGACAAAUCCUUCCUCGAUGAUCUUGUCUCGGAAGAUGUGCCUCUUCCCGCCCAAAUCGUUUCUUUCGGGUGCAUUUGCUUCAUGACGUUCAUCCACGCGUGCUUCGUGGACGGCGACCGCUCUCCCGAGAAAAAGCUGAAAUCGCGCAAGCGCAUUCGCUACUUGCUGCGACUCAGCAUGCUGAGCCUCACCGUGUUCUGCAUCGGAGGAUGGGUCGGCAGACAGCUCUCGCUGCCGUGGCAAGCCGUGUUUGGACCUCCCUGCACGCACAAUCCGUCGGUCUUGAAAUGGAAUCUGUGGGUGUGCGUGGCGUACACGAUCUUCUUGCUGGCGUGCUGGAUUCUGAUUUCGAUUGUCUGGGAGAAGAAGGACUUCGUGGGCAGCAUGGAGCACAUUCUGGGAUGGGUGUUGUCGCAAAUGAUGGGAAAGAAGUUCGAAAUGAAUAGUCGGAAGUUUGUGUACGGGCCUGCGAUGGAGUUGGAGGCCGGUGCGAAUUGGGGGACGGAGUGA